Messenger RNA from Amoebophrya sp. A25, 701 nucleotides. Lineage: Eukaryota; Dinophyceae; Syndiniales; Amoebophryaceae. The record is from the annotation of a GenBank genome assembly.
GUAGGUCGAUCUUCACCAUGAGAAACUGUACGGUUCUGGUUCAAAGUCAAGGUUCACGAAGCAGUUGAUCUUCACCCCAUCUAAGUACUUAGUUUGUCUGACGACCUAUUUACUAGCCACCAAAGGUACAGGCCUUUUCGAUCUCGUGCCUGGGCAGAUUAGUCGUUUCAAAAACCAUCUCUCCACUGGUAAAAAUGAGUUGAAAUUUGAAUUUCUAUUCAACUGCGAAUUAUCUGGACACUUGCAACAUAUGAAAUGACAACAUCUCUCGAGGAUCGAAGUGCGGGUUACUACGCCGCAGCUUGGGACAAGCAGUACGUUGAGGGACCCCACAAAACAGAGAAUUUCGAAUGGCACUUGCCGUGGACGUCCCUGCGAACUCUCCUCGCACCCUACUUCCGUGAGUACCUCUUUUCGAGCCAACAUGGGGCAGGAAGAGGACCCAAAACCUCCACUGACCGGGAGCAAGGUCGUCACGUAGCGAUUUUCGAUGUAGGAUGCGGCAGUAGUGCUAUGAGCCUAGAGAUCGCACAAGAGUAUCCAUCACAAAUUUCUCAUGUGGCAUUGCUCGAUGUCUCCGAGCAUAUGGUGAAUUUGUUGAGGAGCCGCCUUGGCCUAUUUUGCGAUGGGGAUGUCAAAGAAGGGGAAGAACCAUUACAACUACUGCAGGAGAAGAAGGACCACCUCCACUAUGGUACAGC